UGUGUCUCUCACGAAGAAGAGUUGAAGAAAGUGACAACAUCAACAAGCAUGGCGUAGUUGGAAAUGCAUUCAUAACAGUUCUAUUUCCUCCGACACAACUGCACAAGUGAAACACAAUGGCUGGCUCAGCGCUAAAACGUCUUAUGGCUGAGUAUAAACAGUUGACUUUGAAUCCACCUGAGGGCAUUAUUGCUGGUCCAGUCAAUGAGGAGAAUUUCUUUGAGUGGGAAGCCCUCAUUAUGGGUCCGGAGGGUACAUUUUUUGAGGGCGGAGUGUUUCCAGCCAGACUGACUUUUCCAGCUGAUUACCCACUGAGUCCACCCAAAAUGAAAUUUACAUGUGACAUCUUCCAUCCUAACAUCUACCCUGAUGGUCGAGUAUGCAUCUCCAUCCUGCAUGCCCCUGGGGACGACCCGAUGGGGUAUGAGACCAGUGCUGAGCGGUGGAGCCCUGUGCAGAGUGUGGAGAAAAUACUGCUGUCAGUUGUCAGCAUGUUGGCAGAACCCAAUGAUGAGAGUGCAGCUAAUGUGGAUGCAGCAAAGACAUGGAGAGAAGACAGACAGAAGUUUGAAGACAUCGCUUCCCGCACUGUUCGGAAGUCACUAGGAUUCUAACUGAAAUAACUGAUUUAUGAAGGGUGCAAUAAUAAACAGUAACUAUAUCAAAACAUCAGCUUGUAUCUCAGAAGUUUAUACCUCCAGAAUAAGGGCACUGACAAAUAAUUUCAAGAGAUAAUAGUUGCCUUGCCACAAUGGUGAGGAUAUGUUACAAGGGAGGUAAUUCUUGAAGGCUUGGUAUCCGUUCAUGUCAAAACUUUAGUAUCAUGCUUUAAUAAUUGAGUAUAGUCGAUAUCAAGUCAGUAGAUGUGAUUUUGAUCACAGUUAUAUGACAUCCAUGACACAUGUAAAUGUGUGGUCAUAAUCUACUGAUUACAGCUAUAUUAAGCUCCAGAAGUGUCGCCAGGAUUUUUCGGGGAGAGUUUGUUUUGAAAGAUAUGUAUAUUCCUGGCUAGUAUUUCUUCACAUCAAUGAUGCUAAACUUGGUGCAUGGUUGACAAACAUCCGUUCAGUCACAGCCACUGAUUUCAUUUGUUAAUGUUUUGUUGGCAUUUUGUGUUGUGUUUUUCACCAACUUGUAUGAGCUGUGUAACAGCUUGUCCAUCUCAUGCCAUCACUUGAUGGAUCUGUUAUAGACUAUCAGUAUAGUACACUUCUGUUAACUGAUGUUUCUACUUUUUUGUAUGAACAAAUUUAAAUUUGAUGUUGAGAAGACAAACUUAAGGAUGUCCGCUGGUGUGUAGUUGAAGUAGUUUUCUAAGAGAGGAAUUUUAGAAAUCUAAAUAAUUUAGUUUAACUCUUGUCUGAAAAGGAAGGAAGUUGGUGUGCAUUAACACUUGUUGACUACUGCACCAAAUUCACACUUUACUAUAGAGGUACUAUUUAGAGGUAUAUGGGAAAGCCGAUUUUAGAAUUAUUGUUUGUUGUUUAACAAUAUUCUGGCUAUAUGUAGGCAGUCUAAAUAUUUGAGUUUGGUCCAGAUAAACCAGUGAUUGAUAUCAUAAGCUUUGAACCGAGCAAUUGGGAUAUGAUGACAUGCAUCAACCAAGUCACCGAGCCUGACCACCGGAUCCCGUUAGUCGCCUAAUACGACAAGCAUUGGUUGCUGAAGAUCAAUUCUAACCGAGAUCUUCACGGGUGGGUUUUAGAAUGAAAAAAACUACUUUGUGAAAAUUCAGUUAGUGAGGCAACUUCAAUAAUUCACUGAAUCAACAUCUUCCCUUCCUAAUAUGUAAGUAUUCACCAUGUAAAAUCAUGUCAGAGAAAAACUAUUGAGGAAUAUUUGGUGCAGCGUAUAUGGUGUACUGAUGUAUAUGAAACUGUUAUUGCCUCCCUUGUGUGUUAUCGGUCUAUCUCUAGUCAGUAUCUGUCUUAAUGCUAUGUUACACAUUACAUAACUAUACAUUUAUGGCAUGGUGAAAGAUUGGUGAAUGAACUCUCCUCUUUCAGAUGUUGCACCCUCAGGCACGUUAUGCCCAGAUUCUGCUCUUGUUUUUCACAUUAUUGCAGGAAAACUAACAUCCUGUGAUUCAACUGUGACAUAUACUGAUGUGUUACCAUGGUGACUAAUUGGACAUUGUUCAUGUAAUAUAUAUUUAUUGUCAGCUGUUCGUGGAAAUAAAUGUAUAAUCAUGCUGCCA
Messenger RNA from Haliotis rufescens (red abalone), 2197 nucleotides. RefSeq names its product ubiquitin-conjugating enzyme E2 G2. The record is from RefSeq and is a predicted model, not a curated record. NCBI's taxonomy places the organism in Eukaryota, Metazoa, Mollusca, Gastropoda, Lepetellida, Haliotidae. The transcript is spliced from 5 exons. Gene Ontology annotation, cellular component: endoplasmic reticulum; cytosol. Bases 117 to 614 code for a protein of 165 amino acids.